AAGUCAUUUUAGUGUCGCAUUCGUAGUCGGUCGACAUAGAGUUUGUAAGUGUAAAAAAUAUUUCAACAAAAGUAACAGAUAUGAAAGGUGAUAUCGAAACGGACACGUACAAUGCUACUCCACUGGCUCCACCACCAUACCCUGGUCUUUCAGUUGAAUCGAGUCUUCCUGGUAAUUCACAUGGACAAAGUAAUGCUAAAUAUCAGCCUCCACCACCAGCUGGACGAUCAAAUGUCACUAUUGUCUAUCCCAAUAAUACGACCAGUGUCCCAACAAAUGCAACAAUAAUUGUAGCAAAUGACAUGGGUCCAAACCCAACAGUGUAUGUGUGCCCGUCUUGUAACGAGCAGAUUCUUACACGUGUUAAGCGAGUGCCUUCAAUGAGAACACACGUUGUGGCUGUGAUGUUAUUUUUAUUUGCAUGCUGGCCAUGUGUAUUCAUACCCUACUGUGUAGACUCUUGCAAUAACGCUGAGCAUUAUUGUGUUAAUUGUAAUGCGUAUAUCGGAACGCACAAGGCUUAAUAAAGAGAAUAAUGUACGAAAAUAAAAAUACUGCUGACGUAAA
Melitaea cinxia (Glanville fritillary) is the source of this 567-nucleotide messenger RNA. Its product is annotated as lipopolysaccharide-induced tumor necrosis factor-alpha factor-like. Gene Ontology annotation, molecular function: zinc ion binding. The record is from RefSeq and is a predicted model, not a curated record. The transcript has 3 exons. The coding region runs from base 81 to 524 and encodes 147 amino acids. Lineage: Eukaryota; Metazoa; Arthropoda; Insecta; Lepidoptera; Nymphalidae.